Messenger RNA from Diprion similis, 705 nucleotides. It is a transcript of the gene baf, whose product is annotated as barrier-to-autointegration factor. The record is from RefSeq and is a predicted model, not a curated record. Gene Ontology annotation, molecular function: DNA binding. The transcript is spliced from 3 exons. Bases 262 to 534 code for a protein of 90 amino acids. NCBI's taxonomy places the organism in Eukaryota, Metazoa, Arthropoda, Insecta, Hymenoptera, Diprionidae.
UCAGCUCAGCUUGGGUAGGUAGCUUGUUAGUUGAAGGUUGAUUGAUGCGGGUCGAUAAUUUUGUUGAUGUGUCAUUAGUAAUCGGGUAAAAAAAAAAGAACAACAAAUAAUCUAAUUUGGAAAAGAACCUAUCUAACAGCGAUUGGCAAAGUUUGGCUCAGUUUGACCGAGGACGGCGGACCUAGAAAGAUUUUAAUUAAAACUCAGUGUGAAUAGCUACAUAUUAAUCACACUACACGCUCAGGUAUCACGGCCAGCAACAUGUCCAGCACAUCGCAAAAGCACAGAAACUUCGUAGCUGAACCAAUGGGAGAAAAGCCAGUGACUGAACUGGCUGGUGUCGGUGAAGUUUUAGGCAAAAGAUUGGAGGCGGCUGGUUUUGAUAAGGCUUAUGUUGUUCUUGGCCAAUACUUGGUCCUGAAGAAGGAUAAAGAGUUGUUUCAAGAAUGGAUGAAAGAUACAUGCAGCGCAAAUACAAAACAGUCUCAAGAUUGCUACCAGUGCCUUUGUGAUUGGUGUGAAGAGUUCUUGUAACUAUUAGGCAAAAUGAGUGAUUUUUUUUACUUUUGUAAAUGAUUGAAGUUGGUUUUUUUUUUUUUAAACAAAAUGAUCUUUCAUACAUCUAUAAUUUAAAGACAUGUUAUACCAAAUUCAAUUGUAUAUAACCCUUACCUGUACUAAAGAUGAAUACAAAUUUUAACCAAA